GAGGGAAGAGGAUGUAAGAACAAAGAACUGUGGACAUGAGCCAGCAUCAUGGUGGAAACCCCCAGACUCCUGUCUCAACUAGACAGGGAGGUGGAGACAACUAGAAAAGGCCUCAGCCCAAUUUUUUUAAAUGGCCCAAUGGGAGACAAUAAGACCUAGGUGAUGUACGAGGAAACUAUGUAUGAGGAAACUGGUGACCCAUAGUACUUAGCCUAUGGGAACUGGAGGAGGGACUAGAUAAGCCUGUGAUCGAUACUGCAUAUGUGCCUGUACAACCAGACACCCGCUCUCGAGAACACGAGCAAAAAUCAAAUUAAAGUAGAUCUUGUAGAUGAGAAUUUUACAGAAUUAAGAGGAGAAAUAGCAGGACCUCCAGACACACCAUAUGAAGGAGGAAGAUAUCAACUAGAGAUAAAAAUACCAGAAACAUAUCCAUUUAAUCCUCCCAAGGUCCGGUUUAUCACUAAAAUAUGGCAUCCUAAUAUUAGUUCUGUCACAGGAGCUAUUUGUUUGGAUAUCCUGAAAGAUCAAUGGGCAGCAGCAAUGACUCUCCGCACGGUAUUAUUGUCAUUGCAAGCACUGUUGGCAGCUGCAGAACCAGAUGAUCCACAGGAUGCAGUAGUAGCAAAUCAGUACAAGCAAAAUCCUGAAAUGUUCAAACAGACAGCUCGACUCUGGGCACAUGUGUAUGCUGGAGCACCAGUUUCCAGUCCAGAAUACACCAAAAAAAUAGAAAACCUAUGUGCUAUGGGCUUUGAUAGGAAUGCGGUAAUAGUGGCCUUGUCUUCAAAAUCAUGGGAUGUAGAGACUGCAACAGAAUUGCUUCUGAGUAACUGAGGCAUAAUGAGAGAGCUGCUGAUAUAGUCAAGCUUGCCCCUUCUUGAGGAGCAUCAACAUCUGUUAUUUUUAGGAUUCUGCAUAGAUUUCUUUUAAACUGGCAUUCUUGCCUAAUGAUGUUAUCUAGGCACCAUUGGAGACUGAAAAAACAAAACAAAACAUCCCUGCUCUGUAAAUAAAGCUAAUUAAACGUCUGUGUAAAUUUAAAAAGGGGAAAUACUUUAAUUUUUUUUCUUACUUAAUAGUGUAAAAAAUUUUUGAGCUAAGCGAAACCAUGGAAAAAAACAUGCUACUUUAGUAUUUAGCAGUGUACCAGAAUAGCAAGAGUUUGCUUCAGGGUUUUGUUGAAUAAUUAGGUAAUAUUUUGAGUGUGUCAGGACCAUUCAAAUUGUUGGUGUUGCAUCACAGCUACCUUAACUGUUUUUAACAUGGAUCCUCUGUGCCUGUGAAUUUACUUGCAUGCUUGUACUUGACUUCUUAAGAUGGGUAGCUGAAAAGACCACCAUUUUAAGCAUUUGAGAAUUCUUAAACUUGAGGUUUAUCUAGAAUGAAGAUGGUGACCUAUUCAGAGCCUUUUUGUCCUGGUCAGCAGACUGGGACACUAUAUUUAUUUUUCCUCUCUUGCCACACACAGCUAAUAUCCUAAUAGUAAAUUCUCUGGGAAAUGUGCUGAGGGACAGUAUCCCUUGCUUCAUUUUUUAGGUUGUCCAUAUGGAAUGUUAUGUCACAGUUCUUUAUUCUUAAAAACGUUCCUAUGUUAAGUAAUAAUGGAAAGAUGGAGCUGCCAAUUUUGUUUCUCUUGCAAAUCAGUAAAUACUUGAUGUUGCAGUAUUCCCAAGAUUUAAUAAAUGAACCCAACUUAGUUUUUCAAGAGAAUUUGACAUCUAUUUUUAGGCUGAUGAAGUUUUUCUUUGAGAACUCGAAAAGAUGAAAUAAACCAACUGCAGUUUUUUAGCCAAAUUUUGGCUUUAUAGAGAUUGCUUUAUCAGACUCUUUAAAAGUCACUCUUGCUUGCAUUUCCCCCUAUUUACACAUAAAAGCUGUGUUGGUGUUUAACUGUACAUACUUCAGAUGCACAUAGGAAUAGAAAUGUGUUAUAAAUCUAGCUUUCUUUAUGAUGUUUCUGAUAAUACGAAAAUUGAAAACUUUACCUUCUCUUGUACAUAUAGUCAGACUUUCUGUGUAUUAAACUUACAUUUCAUUCUAAAUUCUAAAGUUUGAAAAUUUUUAGUUUUGCAAGUUCAAACACUAAUGUGACCAUUUUAUGAAGGUUGAAAUGGAUUUAUGCAGGCAGUUCUAUGCAUAGAAACACAGUUCUUAUUAAAUUUUCAGGACAGUGCAAAUAAUAAAAAUGUAAUGGAAUUGGAAUUAAUUAAAGCAAGGCUGUACAUUGAAAGUCCUAUUAUAAAAGGUUUGCUUUCUUCAAGUGUUAUUUAUCCUAAAUUAUAAUUGUUAAGUGUUUGGAAAAUAAUUUUAAACCAUAAAUUCAUCAUAAUUUCAUUGAAUUCUCAAUAAUCUUAGAAGCAAUAAAAGAACCAUUGUUAAAUAUAUUGUAACGUUAAAGAUGUGAAGGUUCUUCCAAAAACUUGUAAGGCUUUCCUAAUCAAUAGUAAACUCUAGUAGUAGAUAUUGCAUACUAAACACAAGUUGCUAUGUUUUUUUCCCUAUAUGUUUGCUUAAGCAUAAAUUUCUUUAUACAAUCACCUCCUUUAAUUGUAGUUUAGUUUCUUUCUAAAGAUGCCAAAGGAAACAAGAUUUUUCUUUAUUUAUUUUAAAUAACUAAUACCUUGUACUUUUCUUUAUAUUUUGAAGUAAGGUUGGAAUUAUGUGAAAAUGUGGACAGUUUUGUUGCAUUGUUGGUUAGAAUUUUUUUUUAAGUGGAGGGCAGCUUGGUAAUAUAUUUGGAUUAUUUUAAAUAUCCAACAUCUACCCAGUUUACUAAUUGCUUGUAUUUUCAGGGUAUAUUUAAUUGUCCUGUGGUUAGACAAAGGAGAGAGCUCAGAGGUUACUAAAUGUCAAGCAUUACUUAGCUCUGGGAGGCAGCUAUACCUUGCCUUUGAUUUUUAUGCACAUUAGCCCAUAGGGUAUCUAUCUAUUCAUCUAACUAUAAUUAAACAUCCCAGUGCCCAGGAAAUUGAAAAGUAAAAUAUUUGGUAUGAGAGGUUCUCCAUAAUGGAUUUUUCAUUUCAAAAUUAUUUACCUCAUUUUCAUUUAAUGUGAUAAUUCUCCUUUCUGGAACACUGUCAUCCUAAUUUGUUUUUUUCAUAUUUCUCUAUAGGUGGAUUUAUUUUCCUAAACAAAGAAAUUAAAGCAAUUUCUUUUUUUCUCUGGCCUUAUAUAUGUUUAGAAAAAGGACACUAAAAGUACAGGUCUAGGUAAAAGGUACCCUGAUAAAAAAUUAUUUUUAUAAUUCUCAACUUUUUUGUGAUUUUCCAGUUUUUUUUAAAAGCCUCAAAAACAGUGGUUAAAAAUAUAUAUUUAGGGAUGUCUUGUUUACGGCAGGCAGAUUUGCUAGAAGACACUGAUACUCCAGCAGGCUUUUAUUAUAAUCAAAUCUAUUCCGUGAGUAUGUGCCUGACUUUUACAACAACAAAUAAUUGUAUAAUAUUUCAGUACAGAUAACUGAAAGGAUGAAUAGCUAUUUGUGACCCAAAUAAGUAUAUAGUAAGUAGUUUAUAAAUAUUUGAAGGACUUGUACUAAAUUAGAUGCUCUGAGUUGGUUCCCACAAAUUUUUGAAAUUGUGACUAUGGUUUACUUAAACACAACACAUUCAGUUAUAUAAAUAUGUUUGGAUUCUGAGUAUUUUGCUUUUAAGGAGAAUAAUCUAUGAAAUGAAAGUAAGACUGAUGGGGGGGGAGUUUUUCACAUUUGUGGUUGUUGGUGACGCUUAAAACUAUGCAAAAUAAUUUUUUUAAGUAUCCAAGAGAAUUGGCAGUUGGGUGGGUAUUGCUUACUUAUUAUGCACUACAGAAUGUAGCAUAUCGUGUUACUGUUUAGGCUGCUUAAUAAGUUUAUCAAUGUGAAAGUAGAUCUUGGCUAUAAGUUUACACCUGAUUUGAGCUUUUAAAACUCUGCAAUGGGAGUAAGAUAAUGUUUCCACAAUCUUGUAGCAACAGAGGAAAGAAAGCAUUUUGUUGUUUCAAAGAUUUCAGAUAAAUUCAGGCAGGGAAGCGUUGGAGCCAGGUAUACUUGUAUAUAGAUGGAAACAAUGUUUGGAUAUGAAAAAGGAAGCCGUCUGUUUACAGUUAACUUUAUUUCAUGGACUUUUACAAAAUGAUGUAUUAAACACUUUUUCUAGUUCAAGAAAUUUCAAUUCCAGGGUACAAACCAUUGAUUUAAGAAUUUUGCAUUUCUAUUCUUUUAGUACCAGUUUAAAAUAAUGCUUACCAGCUCAUUGCUACCACUAGGGAAGAAGGCAACUUGAAGUAUUUACUGAUAAAUAGCCUUUUCCCCAAAUGCGACUUUUCUGCAGUGUCUGCAUAUUAUGUCACAUGUUCUAUUUGCACUGCUGCAACAUGGAUCAAAAAUCUUGUGGCACAGGGGUAGAGGAAUGUCAAUAUCUCUCCUGUCCUGUUCCCUUAACGCUUUAUUGGACUGAUCUACCCUCAGAAACCUGUGAUCAUCACCUAAAUGUAAGUUGAGAAUGUGUCACCUUCUGCUUGGGUAUUUUAACCGUGCUGCUCUAUAUGUAAUCAGGUGUGGCACAGUUUAUCAGUUUGGCUCUAGCAGGUGGGUGGAUACAAAUCAUUGCACUGUGCUGUUAACCAAUCCUGUGUGCUUGCUGUACCUACUUUCUACAGGCAUCAUCAUAAAAGCUAGACUAUUUCUUUUGGGGGGAAAGAGACUUAUUUAAUGUAAUUUAAAGACUUUUCCAAUAGAAAAUGAAAUACUAUUGAAAAUAAUAUCUAUUUUUUAGCUUUCAGCAAUUGAUGGUGCUUUGUUGUGGUGUCUGCUGGAAGUCUACUGCCAUUGUAGGGAUUCUCAUUAACCUCACUAAGAAAGAACCUUGCUUGUUAGCUUCUCUAGAUCUCUAUUCUAAACCAUCUGUUAGUGAUGAUAAAUCUGUAGGAGGGUCUAUCCUAAGCCGUUAACUUCCUGUAUGGGGAAAGUGGGUGGGUUACCAGAAAGACCAUGAAGCAGGGUGGGCUGUCGGGGGAGGGUUGGGUAUUUGUCUUGAGAAUUAAAACUACGAAACACUUUUGUACACAACUGAUUUUUUUUAAAAAAAAUAAACACAUUUUUAAA
Molecule: messenger RNA, 5083 nt
Organism: Myotis davidii
Lineage: Eukaryota; Metazoa; Chordata; Mammalia; Chiroptera; Vespertilionidae
Gene: UBE2K
Product: ubiquitin conjugating enzyme E2K
Exons: 7
Coding region: 262-837 (191 amino acids)
Biological process (GO): protein polyubiquitination; proteasome-mediated ubiquitin-dependent protein catabolic process
Cellular component (GO): nucleus
Molecular function (GO): ubiquitin conjugating enzyme activity; protein binding
Source: RefSeq, a predicted model, not a curated record